Messenger RNA from Polistes canadensis, 4384 nucleotides. RefSeq names its product RRP12-like protein. NCBI's taxonomy places the organism in Eukaryota, Metazoa, Arthropoda, Insecta, Hymenoptera, Vespidae. The coding region runs from base 128 to 4057 and encodes 1309 amino acids. The record is from RefSeq and is a predicted model, not a curated record. The transcript has 23 exons.
GAUAUAUUCGAUGCAUACAUCCCAUGUGCUUGCAUGGUUAUGCACAAAGUUGAUGUAGAAAAAUUUAACUGUUUCUUAUUGAUAUUAAUAUUAUAAAAGUAGUUAAAAGAAUUUAUUUUCAAUAAUAAUGGGUAAAAUAGUACGAUUAGGUAGUCGAAAAAAAGCAAAACGUUGGCCAAAGGGUCAAAGUUCCAAUUCUAAUCCGGAAACAACAAAACAUCGUGAAAAAGCUACAUGGAUGUUUUUUAAAGAUUUUGGUGGAACACCUGGUAUAACAACAGCAGACUUGCAGAAACAUGAUGCUAUGCAAAGUAUUGUACCUCGAUUAAAAAAUGUAGAUAUUGAUGGUGAUGAUGAUGAUAAAUCAGAAAGUUUUAUAGAUGGAACAAUUGAUACUGUAAAAUCAUUUGCCAGUACUUACAGUAAUUGUACGCAUAUAUCUUUCAAAGGAUUUUUAGAACGCUUUCAACCUAAAUCGUUAAUCCAAAAGGAAAUGUUAGCUGUUAUAUCAGCAAUUACAGAAGUUAUUAAGCAAAAUGGUGGAACUGGAACUACGACUGAAUACUUUGGGGCAUUGAUGAGUACCCUGGAAGCAGUUGAUACCGAUAUAUCUGUUGCUGCUACUCUAUCAUUAUUAGAAAUGGAAUUUAGAAGUAUACCUAUUAAUGUUCUCAAUGCACAAUUUAGUGCAGUUAGUCAAAUAUUUCUUCAAAUAUUAACAAAGUAUAUAGAAGAGGAACAUUUUCUUAUAAUAAGACACUGUCUCAGUUGUAUUUCACUAUUGUUACGAUUUCAAGAAGCUGCAGUUUGGUCAAAUUCUUCAACGAUACAGAUUUUAGAUGCUGUUCUGACAUUUACGGUUCAUAGUAAACCUAAAAUAAGGAAAGCAGCUCAAUAUGGAAUAUGUGCUCUACUUAAAGCAAGUGACAUAAUGACUCGCGAAGAUUCUCCUGGAUAUCAUCCAGCUGCACCACAUAUUGCUAAACAUUGUAUAAAUCAAUUGAAUGCAGCUUGUGAACCUGGUGGAAUAACCAGUGUUCUUCACAUUCUCGUAUUACUUAAAGAUAUUAUACAUGUAUUACCAAAGUCAUAUGUAAAGACUAUUUGUGAAGAACUUUUACGUAUUAUGGGAUUAAACAAUGCUUUGACAACGUCAUGCUGUUUACAAGCUUUGCAUGGAUUGUUCGUGUCUAGACCAUCGGAAACAAUAUUACCAUCGCAAAGAAAUGCACAAAUUAUAACUGCGCUUUAUGAUUAUCAACCUCCUGCAACUGAUGCACAACCAACUCUUGCUUGGUUAACUGUUAUGAAAGAAGCAUAUUGCAAUCUUAUUGAAAAAUCUCCGGAUAUGUGCGCUGCUAUUAUUCCUCGAAUAUUCGGAAAAUGUAUUGAAUUGUGGCUCUCUGAUAAACAAGAAGUCAUAUCGGGUACUUUUCAUACUAUUAAAGUACUUAUACAGGAUUGUAUUACUCCAUUAUGUAAAGAUGAAGAAAAUGCUAAAAAAUACAAAACAAUAUUGGAUCAAAUAAUAUGUAUGAUGCAUGGAUCAGUAAAGAAUCAGUAUCUUGAUACGAGUAUACCAUUUGAUAGUAUUCUUCAUUCAAUUGAAUUGCUAUUUCAGAUAACUGGAAAAACAAAAAAUCUACAUCUUUUAGAUAUAUUAAAAACAUUAGGAAAGUUAUGCGAUUCAUACAAUUUUACGCAUUCCUCAGCAGCUGAAAAUGCAAUUGGAGCAGCUAUAAAAACACUAGGUCCUCGUGUAGUUUUAGAGAUUCUUCCUCUCCAAACAACAGAAGGUGCUUUAAACUUAGAAAGAAGUUGGCUAUUACCAUUAUUGAAAGACUCCAUAACUUGUGGAUCACUUUCCUUCUUUACGGAAGUAUUAUUACCAUUAGCAGUGAUCUGCAAUGCCAAAUCGAAAGAACCGGUAGGUGGUAAAACUUACGAAUUGCUUGUAACGCAAAUAUGGGCAAUAUUGCCAAGUUUGUGCAAUGAUGCUGAUGACGUUAAAGAAAAUUUCAAGAAUAUUGCUAAAUUGUUGGGAUCAAUUAUUAAUGGAAUUAAAGAUAUAAGAUUAUCAGCAAUGUCUGCUUUAAGAAAGUUGAUCGUAAGGGCAACGGAAAAUAAUAAUACCGAAGAUAUAUCUGAGCUUUCUCGUUUUGCUAAAAAUUAUCUACCAGUUUUGUUUGCUUUGUACACGACUAAACCAAAGGGAACAGAUGAAGAGGGACAUCGUUUAGCUGCAUUUGAGACAAUUAAAAUAUAUUUGAAAAUAACGCAACAAGAGUUGAUAUGUGAAUUGUUUGAUAAAGCAUUAACUAAAUUGAAAGACACUGAAGUAGAUGAUUUUACAAAAGAAAGUAUAUAUGAUUUGAUAAGAUUAUUAAUUGAAUUUACUGAUGUUGCUAGAAUUAAGCAAUUCUAUGACAUGUGUGUACCAUAUAUCCAAUCUAAAACUAAAGGGAAGGAACAGAAAAAAGCAUACAAAUUUUUGGAGGGAUUAUGUGGCAGUGAAAAAGAAAUAUGUAAAGAUUUCUUACAAGAACAUAGACGCGAAAUUCAAAAUCUAAUGACUAGUUCUGCAACUAAAUUAAUUCAAACGAGUAAAGGAGCUCGUAUAAGAUGUUUGGUACAUCUUAUAAAAGUUCAUCCAAAACUUGAGAAAUCGAAAUUUUUGCAAGCUAUCAUUCCAGAAGCAAUAUUAUGCGUGAAGGAUAUUAAUCAGAGAUGUCGUACUUCAGCAUAUCAAUUGAUACAUGCUAUUGCAGAUGUAUUUUUAAAAAAAAGUUCAUAUCUUGAAGAAUAUAUACAAAUGUUAGUAGUAGGUUUAGCUGGCGAACCAAAAUACUGCAGUUGUACUUUACUUGCAUUAGCUUCUAUCGUGUAUCAUUAUAGCGAUUCCAUUCAUCAAGAAACUUCAGAAGAAAUAAUAGGACACGCAUGUUCGCUUGCAAUUAGUCCUACAAGAGAAAUAGCAGAAUCAGCAUUAUCAUAUAUUAAAGUAUUUAUUAGUAUAACGCCAACUAAUUUAAUUGCACAACAAUUACAAAAAAUAAUGGCAGCUUUGACCGAUAUGAAUGAUAAUUGUAAAAGAUACUUUAGACAAAAAGUUCGAGAUAUCUUUACCAAAUUGAUAAGGAAAUUUAGCAUUAAAGUAAUUUCCCAAAUGGUCCCAGUGUCAGAUGUUAUUCUUCAUAAGAGAUUAAAAAAUAUUAAUAAAGUAGAACAACUUAAGAAGAAGAGUAAGGAAUUGAAAAAAAUGAAACAAAGUGAUAAAGACGAAGACAAUGAAUUUAGUGCUAAAAGAAGACCAAAAAGCAUGGAAGAUCUCUUGGCGGAGAGUGAAGAAGAAUAUGGUGAUAGCGAGGAUGAAGAACCAAAGAAAAACAAUAAAAAGAGAACAUCAAGAAAAGAAGCUUGGAUUAAAGAGAACGAAGAAAAUAUUGUUGAUUUGAUUGAUCCUACAACUGCCAGGAAUAUAACUACAACACAACCUGGGAAUGUUAGCAUGAACGUGCCUAUAAAAAAACCGAAAGAACCAAAAGAUUAUGGAUUUAAAACUGCUCCAGAUGGACGAAUUAUUAUUAAGGAUGAUAAUCAAAAGGAUGAUGAGGAUAAUGAUGCAGAAAAUAGAAAAAGAAAAAAUAUGUUAUCUGAAAAUGAUUCCGAUGAUAAUUAUGAAGAAGACGAGGAGGACAAAAAAUCAUUAGCAUCUGUGGAUCCUGCAAGUCGAAAACGAAAACGUAGUACGAAUUCUGAUACUACAAGUAUAAAGAGUUUUGCUUCAUCGAAAUAUCGAGCUGGAGGUUCAGGUAUUCAUCGACCGCUAAAAGUAAGGAAGGCAGAACAGACAGCUGGUUCUGAGUACCGUGCACUUAAAGCAGGAGGUGACAUUAAAAAGAAGGGCAAACCGGAUCCUUAUGCUUAUGUACCAUUAACAAGAGCUGCUCUAAAUAAACGGAAAAAGAAAAAGAUGGCAACAAGGCUUCAAGGUAUUGUCGCUGGUGCUAAGAAAGGAGCACAAUUUAGUACGAAAAACAAAAGAAAUAGGAAAUAAUUAAUCAAAGAAAUAUCCUUGAUUAUUAAUUAUGUUCAAUAAUUUAAUUUUGUUAAGAAAUCAAUUAAAUAAAUAUAUACGUAUGUAUGUAUGUAUAUAUAUAUAUUGAGUUGGCAAUUAAGUGACUGCAGUUAUUUUAAUUGAAAAAAUCCGCAACCAUUUAGUUUCCAAGAUAAUGCAAGGAUCGGUAACAAACAAAUCUACCUUACCGACGGGGUCGGUAACAGCACUCUCUUAGUUGCCAACCCAAUAUAUUACGCGCGAAAGUGGUACAAUUUUAUUUAAAAAAUUUAAUAAUAAAACAAUUAUAUUUUAAAAAGCUGUAAC